AUGUUUUGUUGUGUGCGAACUCGAGACCGCAAAGAGGGCAAAUCUGCCGAUCAGCCUAUUGCACUGCACGGCCAAAAUCUGCCGCCACCGCCGCCGGCGGGCCAAUAUGGUUACGAUAAGAAGAGUGGGAAGAAGUACGUGGGUGAUGGCGGCUUGAAGGACGGAAACAUGGUGGUCUUGGCGGGAGCAGGUGCUGCUGUGGCCGCAACAGCUGUUACGGCCGCCGUGGUGGUGAGUGACCAAGAGAGUGAUCGUAACACGGGCGGUGGUGGUUGUGGGGUUGCCGGUGUUGGGGAUACCAGCGGUGGCGGGGCUUCUCAAGGGUGUUGUUGCGGUGGCGGUGAUGGUGGUGGCGGCGGUGGUUGCGGUGGUUGUGGUGGUUGUGGAGGUUAA
Molecule: messenger RNA, 393 nt
Organism: Erythranthe guttata (spotted monkey flower)
Lineage: Eukaryota; Viridiplantae; Streptophyta; Magnoliopsida; Lamiales; Phrymaceae
Source: RefSeq, a predicted model, not a curated record